Molecule: messenger RNA, 1322 nt
Organism: Chroicocephalus ridibundus (black-headed gull)
Lineage: Eukaryota; Metazoa; Chordata; Aves; Charadriiformes; Laridae
Gene: HOXB5
Product: homeobox B5
Exons: 2
Coding region: 71-868 (265 amino acids)
Biological process (GO): regulation of transcription by RNA polymerase II; anterior/posterior pattern specification
Cellular component (GO): nucleus
Molecular function (GO): DNA-binding transcription factor activity, RNA polymerase II-specific; RNA polymerase II cis-regulatory region sequence-specific DNA binding
Source: RefSeq, a predicted model, not a curated record
CAUCAUAAAUCGUCAAGCACAGGGUUAUAACGACCACGAGCCACAAAUCAAGCCCUCCAAAAUAACCCAAAUGAGCUCUUACUUUGUAAACUCGUUCUCAGGGCGCUACCCAAAUGGCCCCGACUAUCAGUUACUAAAUUAUGGGACCAGCAGUUCCAUGAACGGUUCUUACAGAGAUUCAAGCACCAUGCAUUCCAGCUCUUAUGGCUACAACUACAAUGGGAUGGACCUUAGCAUCAACCGCUCAGCCUCCUCUAGUCACUUUGGGGCUGUGGGGGAGAGCUCCCGCGGUUUCCCUUCUCCAGCUCAGGAGAGCAGGUUUAGACAGGCGUCCAGCUGCUCCUUAUCUUCUCCCGACUCCCUUCCCUGCUCCAACAGCGAGAGCCAUGGAGGCAAACCCGCCCCGUCCCCCUCCGACCAAGCUACUUCUGCCAGCACCACCAACACAAAUUUCACAGAACUAGACGAGACCAGCGCGUCCUCGGGAGCCGACGAGGGCACUCCAAUAAGCAGCAGCAUCCCCCGAGCGCAGGCAGAGCCCAUCGCAACCUCCACCGCAGCAACAGAAGGGCAGGCACCUCAGAUAUUCCCUUGGAUGAGGAAACUUCACAUUAGCCAUGACAUGACUGGACCAGACGGUAAGAGGGCGAGGACAGCGUACACUCGCUACCAGACCCUGGAGUUGGAAAAGGAAUUCCACUUCAAUAGAUAUCUCACCCGCAGGAGGAGAAUAGAGAUCGCUCACGCUCUCUGCCUCUCCGAGCGCCAGAUCAAAAUCUGGUUCCAGAACAGGAGGAUGAAAUGGAAGAAGGAUAAUAAACUGAAAAGCAUGAGCUUAGCCUCGGCGGGCAGCGCCUUUCAGCCAUAAAUUCUAGAGGAGGAAUAUCGAGGAAAGAAGAGGAGACGAGAAAGAAAUACGUAAAUAAAUAAAUAAAGCGCCGCAGAUCUUAGUUUCGGAGUACUGUACAGUGAGGCACCUUCUUUUCGGCAUGUUGUUGAUAUUCUAAAACAACGCGUAUGGUACCGUUAUCCCAGGACUGAGUUCAUGUCGUGUUCUGCUUUUGUUUUUUUUUUUUAAAAAAACAACCUUUUUUUAAUUAAAUUUUAUUUCCAGAUGCUCCUCAUGCUCUUGUUGUUCUUAUAAAUGUAUGUGUCCGUGCUCUCUUGAUGCUUUCUGGAAAGCUAGCAUGUUUUAUGUGAGCCCUUUAAAUGUUAUAACUUAUUUAUAAAUUGAGAACAGAUACGAUUGUUUGUUUAUUUGUUGGGUUUUUUUUCCCCUUUUCUGAGUUUACUGCUUUUGGGUGAGUUCUUCUCUGCCUAAG